UCCCAUGUCUCCAACAUAUAUAGAUAAAAAACCACCAAAAACAACAACAGUAGCAACGCCGUCAGCUUCUGAUAUUUUGAAGGAGGCGAAAGCAAUCAGGGACGUGUCCCUCCCAAUGAUCCUGACCAGCCUCAUCCUCUACUUGCGCUCGUUGAUCUCCCUCGUGUUCCUCGGCCACCUAGGCCCCCUCCCCCUCGCGGGUGGCGCCCUGGCCGUCUGCUUCGCCAACAUCACGGGCUACUCCGUCCUCUCCGGCCUUGCCUCGGGCAUGGAGCCCAUCUGCGCCCAAUCCCACGGGGCCCACCGCUUCAAGCAACUCGGCCUCGCCCUCCAACGCGCCUCCCUCCUUCUCCUCCUCGCCUCCCUCCCCAUCUCCCUCCUCUGGCUCAACAUGCACCACCUCCUCCUCCUCUGCGGCCAGGACCCCGCCAUCGCCGCCGCCGCCCGCUCCUACAUCCUCGCCUCCCUCCCCGACCUUGCCGCCAACUCCCUCCUCCACCCCCUCCGCAUCUACCUCCGCACCCAAUCCAUCACAAUGCCCCUCGCAUACUGCGCCGCCCUCGCCGUCCUCCUCCACAUCCCCAUCACCUACCUCCUCGUCACCGUCCUCUCUCUCGGCGUCCCCGGCGUCGCCGCCGCCGCCGUCAUCACAAACCUCAACCUCGUCCUCUGCAUCCUCGCCUACGUGGCGAGGUCAGGGGCUUACAUAAAAACAUGGGGCGGUUUCUCCAACAAAUCCCUGACAAACUGGGGACCACUCCUGAACCUCGCGGUUCCCAGCUGCGUCAGCGUUUGUCUAGAGUGGUGGUGGUAUGAGAUCAUGAUCCUCCUAUGUGGCCUCCUGGCAAACCCCAGGGCUACCGUUGGGUCCAUGGGGAUCCUCAUCCAGACCACCUCCCUCAUAUACAUUUUCCCCUCCUCCCUGAGCAUGGGGGUCUCGGCCAGGGUCGGGAACCAGCUCGGGGCGGGGCGGCCGCAGGGGGCCAGGACUGCCGCCGUCCUCGGCCUCUGCGCCAGCUUCCUCACCGGCAUCGCCGCGCUGGCGUUCGCGGUCUCGGUGAGGAACGUCUGGGCGGGGAUGUUCACGGGAGACGCCGAGAUCGCGGCGCUGACGGCGGCGGUGCUGCCGGUGAUCGGGCUGUGCGAGCUCGGGAACUGCCCGCAGACGACGGGGUACGGGGUGCUGAGGGGGACGGCGAGGCCGAGGAUGGGGGCGGGGAUUAAUGUGGGGUGCUUUUAUCUGGUGGGGAUGCCGGUGGCGGUGGGGCUGUGCUUCUACCUUGGGUAUGACUUCAAGGGGCUGUGGAUGGGGCUGCUGGCGGCGCAGGCGUCGUGCGCGGCGGCGAUGCUGGUGGUGGUGAUGAGAAUGGAUUGGGAUGAGGAAGCUAGCAGGGCCAAGGAGUUGACUGGAAAAGCCGACCAUGAAAGCGAUGGCUUAAUUUCUUCAUCGGAUGAUAUCAAAGUGAAUGAUGACUCUCCGGCUUGAAAUUGAAUGAUUAUAUUUAAUCAAAUUAAUAUUUUGUUAGUUCACCAAUUCAUUCCCAUCUCUUUUUUUUAUACUAGUACUAUUUUGGGGUUUGUAUAAAUUAAAAGAUGGGGA
This is a messenger RNA of Salvia splendens (bonfire salvia), 1600 nucleotides long. Its product is annotated as protein DETOXIFICATION 49. Gene Ontology annotation, biological process: xenobiotic detoxification by transmembrane export across the plasma membrane. Gene Ontology annotation, cellular component: membrane. The transcript has a single exon. NCBI's taxonomy places the organism in Eukaryota, Viridiplantae, Streptophyta, Magnoliopsida, Lamiales, Lamiaceae. Bases 5 to 1486 code for a protein of 493 amino acids. Gene Ontology annotation, molecular function: antiporter activity; xenobiotic transmembrane transporter activity. The record is from RefSeq and is a predicted model, not a curated record.